ACUAUGGUGAAAUUUGCCAACAUGACCGUUAAUAUGCGAAUCUUUUAGGGUAUAUUCUAUCACUUGUGAAAUGGGUUCUUUGGGGGAAGGAGGCGGCGGCGACGGCGUUGGCGCUGUGAUCGUCAUCAUCGAUUCGUCUGACGAAGAAGAAAUCCAGGUGCGCGAGGGAAGUUACUCGAUCCGGCAACAGCAGGGAGAGAAUGGAUCUCUCUCGCAAGCCGUGGAUCUGAGUCCAGGGUUUAGAAAUGCCGCGGCGAUGGCGGGAUGGGACGACGAGGCCCUGCUGGCGGUGUGGGAUUGCGAGGCGGCGGCGACGCCAGACAAGAGCAGCGGCGAGAGAGGAGAUCGAAAGAGGGAUGUGAGAACCCCCGGACAAGCAACUACUCCAGCCAGUUUGAAUCGAGUGCACAGGAAGCCUCGCCGACCGAUUGAUAGCUCGGAUGUGAAUUUAGAGAGACUUACGAUACAUGAUGGUGGAGAUGGUGCUCUAGUGAGGAACUUGCAAAAGAAAAUCGAUAGAGUCGGGGAGGAUGAAAAUGGUGCUCGAGUGGGCAACUUGCAAAAGAAAAUCGACAGAGUCGGACAGGAUGGAAGAUCCGGAACUUCACAAGAGAAGGAAAGUGUCAAGAACGAGAUUGGCACUGAUAAAUCAGACCAAGGCGACAAAGACAAGGAACAAGGUGGAGCGGCUAGACCAGCUUGUCUGGACCAGCUUAGAGACGAGCUCUCUUGUGCCGUUUGUUUGGAUGUAUGUUUUAAGCCAUCGACAACUUCCUGUGGUCACAGUUUCUGCCGGAGUUGCUUACAGUCCGCGGUCAGCAAGUGUGGCUUGCGCUGUCCAAAGUGUCGGCAAGCUAUAAAAGAGCAAGGAGCGAUCAACGUCGUCUUGUGGAACACGAUCCAGAUCUUGUUCCCGGACGAGACAGCCAAGAGAUCACAAGCCAAGAGGGAAGAAGAAGAUGAAAGAACUUCCCGAGCGCAGCGAAGCAACCAAAAUUCUCGCCAAGUUUCGGUCGAUAGAAGCCGGCCGAUUGGAAACUUUAGGAGGGUGGCAGCACCAUUUAGAGCUCCUUCCCGGCGCAGCAGCGAUCGCAGCUCCAGCGCCACUCCCAUCGAUUUAGAAUCGCGAAGGCAGCAGGAAGAACUCGAUAGGAUCGUCGCGGAGAGGCUCCAGGAGGACGAGCUAAGAUCGUCAUCGUCUUCUUCUUCGGCGGAGCUCUUUGGAUUUCACAGGAGACUAAGACGCGCGCAUCGAGCACAGCUCUGACAAACAAACUCAAUGUUAAAUGGCACGUGGCCGCAUAUGAUUGGCUCUUAUUUAUGAACAGUAUAUUCGUCGCAAA
This is a messenger RNA of Selaginella moellendorffii, 1343 nucleotides long. Its product is annotated as putative E3 ubiquitin-protein ligase RING1a. Gene Ontology annotation, cellular component: site of double-strand break; nucleus. The transcript has 9 exons. The record is from RefSeq and is a predicted model, not a curated record. Gene Ontology annotation, biological process: double-strand break repair. The coding region runs from base 71 to 1267 and encodes 398 amino acids. Gene Ontology annotation, molecular function: ubiquitin-protein transferase activity; nucleosome binding. Lineage: Eukaryota; Viridiplantae; Streptophyta; Lycopodiopsida; Selaginellales; Selaginellaceae.